GUAUGUAUGUAUGUAUUGACGAUCAAGAGCAAUCCACAAUCGGCGUGGCGAUUACACUCCGAGUCCGAGCUGGUUGAAGAUAACACAAGAAAUACCUAUACAAGAAAACGCACACACUUACGGAUACGAAAAUGCACAACGCGAACGCCGAACACGCACGUACUUGGUGUAACCCGCACGAAGCCGCGUUCAUAACUAUACACACAGACUCGUUUGCCUUUCAUAGUCCAAGAGUCAUGAGGCUAGCUACUAUGGCUACUCUGGCUAGGCCCGUGUCAGCGGCGGUGUCGGCGGCGCUGGCCGGCCUCUGGCUGCACGCGCUCAGCCAGCCGGCGCCCGAGGUGACCUCAGAGUACCGUCUGGGCGUGUGGGUCACCGCGGCCAUGGUCGUACUGGAGACGGCCGCCCAGCCGCUGGUCAUCCUGGCGCAGGCCAUGCUCUUUGUCAAAUUGAAGGUGGUAGCCGACAUGGUCAGUCUGUGCAGUCGGGUGGCGCUCAAAGCCUGACUGAUCGCCCUGUACCCGUCCCACGCCAUCUGGGCCUACUGUGUGGGCCACGCGGUCAGCUCCGCUCUCCUCGUGGUCAUCUAUUACGGCACCCUGCUGCUGCUCUGGCACGUCCGCUCACCGGAUAACUGUCUACCGGUGAAGUCGGCGAGCGAGCUGGGACCCAGACUGGUGCCGGGACAGCCGGCGCUGGACCGUGACCAGCUGGCCCUCACCUGGAGCUUCUUCAAACAAGGCCUGCUGAAGCAGUUGCUGACGGAGGGCGAGCGCUACCUGAUGACCGCCUUCCACCUGCUCGACUUCUCCGAGCAGGGCCUGUACGACGUGGUGGCCAACCUGGGCAGCCUGGCGGCUCGCUUCCUCUUUCAGCCAGUCGAGGAGAACGCCUACGUCUACUUCUCGCGCACAGUGGAACGGGGAAAGCCGGUGUCUGCCGCGGCGGGCCGGGUUCUGCACGACCUGCUGCGCGCCAUGAGCCUGCUCGGUCUGGUUGCCGUCACGUUCGGCUGGAGCUACUCCCACCUGCUGCUGCGGCUGUACGGAGGCGCCCUGCUGACCGCCGGUCCGGCCGUCAGUCUGCUGCGCGCCCAGUGCGCCUACGUGCUCCUACUGGCGGUGAACGGAGUGCUGGAGUGCUACACGUUCGCGGUGAUGCGCCAGGAACAGAUCAAUGGGUAUAACCGGAAGAUGGUGCUGCUAUCUGUGAUAUUCGUCAUCUCGACAGGGAUCUUUACUAGGCUAUUCGGCGGGGUUGGAUUUAUCCUCGCCAACUGCGUCAAUAUGCUGACCAGGAUAUACGUUUGUUACCGGUUCGUGGCCGGCCUGCCGCUGGAGCCGGCGGUGUCCGUGCCGCCGCUGCUCGGUCUCCGCCCGCCGGCCGCCGUGGCUGCCGCGCUGGUGACCGCCGGCCUGCUCGCAGCCGGCUCCGAGAGCUGGCUGUACCCCAGCUCCGCCGCCGCCCAUGUGGCUGUGGGCGCGCUCUGUGGGGCCGCCGUGGUGGCCGCGGCGGUGUACAGCGAGCCCCGCCUCCUCCAGGCGGUCAGGGAGCGGGUCGGGGAUAAACUGAAGCGCAGCUAGCGGGGAGUGCUACUCACAUGGUCACGCAGGGAAUAGGGGUUGUUUUGUUGUGAUAUUUAUGUGCAUUUUGGGUUGAAUAUACACCGUGCCUGUCA
Molecule: messenger RNA, 1678 nt
Organism: Amphibalanus amphitrite
Lineage: Eukaryota; Metazoa; Arthropoda; Thecostraca; Balanomorpha; Balanidae
Product: protein RFT1 homolog
Exons: 6
Coding region: 783-1583 (266 amino acids)
Biological process (GO): glycolipid translocation; dolichol-linked oligosaccharide biosynthetic process
Cellular component (GO): endoplasmic reticulum membrane
Source: RefSeq, a predicted model, not a curated record